GUCACAUGAGCACAGAUCUGUUUACAAACCCAAGGCAGAGUAGAGCAGGAGCAAGGGGAGGAAAGGAAAGGCGAUUUGUAGUCUCUCUGUCAAUCUCUCUCUCAACCUCUCUCUCUCUGAGCAUCAUCAUGGAUUGAAAAGAGGAAGAGGGGAAGCCUGCCAUGACAAAGCCAGCUGGAGGAGCAGAUGGUUAGAGGGAGAGUAGGAUCCCCCCCACCCCACCCUGCGCACAUAAACACAUGCACUAACUGACACACUAACACCAGCAAAGCACCAAACCCAGCAAGAGGACUGUUGUUGACUGCAUGGAGCUGUGCUCACUUUGUUUGGGCUUUGAAGAAAGCACAUCUACACCGAGGAGGAAUACCCACUGCAAGAUCAGAGGACUGGAGGAGGAGACAACAGAGGAGAGGGGGUUGAGACUUGUGAAAAUCCUCGUCUAAAAAAGCAGCUUUGGGGAGGAAGACAAAGCGCAGACUAAUGCCAGAUAAUUGCCUUUAUUGGACGAGGACUGUCAUUUUAAACGGUGGGUGUCAUUGAAUUUGGCGAGGGGAGGACACCGCAGAAGGAAAAGAGAAGUCUAAGAGGCCUAUUUCUGCAGAAAAUUAGCACAUGAGGUCUCCAGUCCUGGUCCAAAUCCCAGUACCAAAUCUCCCAGUCUUUACACGGAGUGGUUAAUCCAGAUUUGGGGAAUGCUGGGCAGCACAGACUGCUGAGCCAACAAAACUGCACCUCCCCGAGGCUUUGUGGAAUCCGAGCAAAUCUGAAAAAUCUUGAUAGUUGUUUUUUCAGAGGAGCUGUCUGACACAAGCCAACAAAAGGACUGAAUAUUAGGCUCCAAACAGAUCCAGUUUCCGGAGCUCCAGCCCACGAGCUUGGCUACCCUCCAGCCUUCUCCUGACAGGGCCUGAUUUUACUGCUGCUACCCUGGGAGUCAAAUUUCAUGCAACCAUUCCAAUGGUGUAACGGAUGCCUGUGUGGUUUGGGUUCUCAGCGCUCUGAACACUACUGCAGCAUGACGUCUGACAUCUAUCACCUCCCGCUCAAUGUGUACGUCAUUGUGCUGGGCAUCGGCCUUUUUGUCUUUAUGCUGAGCCUCAUCUUCUGCUGCUAUCUUUUCAGGUUGAAACAACAAGGAACAAGAGAGCAGUUCAGCUACAAUGAGGUGGUGCUGAAGGGAGCCAGCAAGAAACUGAGCCUUCUCGGACAAACCUGUGCAGUGUGUCUGGAAGAAUUCAGGACCAGAGAUGAACUGGGAGUGUGUCCCUGCUCACAUGCAUUUCACAAGAAGUGCCUGCUCAAGUGGCUGGAGAUCCGCAGCGUCUGCCCCAUGUGCAACAAACCCAUCCUCCGGCUCCACACAGACGCUCCCCAGGGUGCAGAGGGUCCAAUGGAUCCGGAGGAGGUGUGAAAGAGCUGUGUGAGAGGAAACCAAACUCCCCUUACAGGAAACACACACAUUAAUACACUAGGGAUGAUGGACAGCGGUCAUCUUAAAGACAUCUCACAGGAAAUGUUGAUAACGAUCCCAAAGUGGCCGCCCUGCUGCUGACCUUUGAGCAAUACGCCUUGAUGGGAAUUGGAUAGUGACAGCGCCAAAAUGACUUGGUCAAAUCAGUCAGGGAGUGGGUGGAUGAAUAGGAUCUUUUCAUAAAAAAAAUGUGCUCCUAGUUCAACUUCCAUAUUGCACUGUUCACCAAAAAAAACUAAACAUGACAGGAAACAGGAGCCACAUUAGAGAGCAGGAUAUCAUUGCCACUGUCAUUGGACGACUAGUGCAGCACUGCCAGAGACAAACACUUCAGGCAUUGAGCGGGACAUCAGAGUACAGGAUCAGUAUGGAUACCUCUUAUAUCUCAGGGGUGUUACCAAUACAGCCAGCACAAACCCAUGUCAAGUCACCCUAUAACCCUGUGCCACACAUGCAUCUUCAAUACUGCCAAUGUAGGUGAAACGCAGACAGAGGUAGAGCCACAGCCUCCGUCUGAAACUAAGACCAGCGGGAUUACAACCAUGGCGAUUCAAAGUAGACAAUAUUGUUACAGAGUAUGUCCCAUGCCCUUUCCCUUUUAAAAAGAGACUGAUAGAAAACUAGUCUUGCCUGUAUGUAUUGUAUGUAAACAUGUCCCUAUAUAUUGUUAUUUUGUAUUUGUUGCUUUUAAAUAAAACGUCACGUAAUGUAUUGUAA
Eleginops maclovinus (Patagonian blennie) is the source of this 2188-nucleotide messenger RNA. RefSeq lists its product as uncharacterized. The transcript is spliced from 8 exons. NCBI's taxonomy places the organism in Eukaryota, Metazoa, Chordata, Actinopteri, Perciformes, Eleginopidae. Gene Ontology annotation, molecular function: zinc ion binding. The record is from RefSeq and is a predicted model, not a curated record. The coding region runs from base 944 to 1411 and encodes 155 amino acids.